AUGUUCUGCUCGGUGAAGGCGUUCGAGGGGCAGCAGUACUCGUCUCUGAAGCGUCAGUGUUUGCAGAGCGGGCUGCUCUACGAGGACCCGCGCUUCCCCGCCAAAGACGACUCCCUGUUCCUCCACGGAAACCGAAUCGGCCGAGUCGUGUGGAAGCGCCCGCGGGAGUUGUGCGUCGACCCUCACCUGUUCGUCGAUGGGAUCAGUGCUCAUGAUCUGCACCAGGGGCAACUCGGGAACUGUUGGUUUGUCGCCGCCUGCUCCAGCCUCGCCUCAAGAGAGUCACUGUGGCAGAAGGUGAUCCCGGACUGGAGGGAGCAGGAGUGGGACUCGGAGAAGCCGGACUCGUACGCCGGGAUCUUCCACUUUCGUUUUUGGCGUUUUGGCGAGUGGGUGGACGUGGUGAUCGACGACCGUCUGCCCACCGUCGACAACCAGCUCGUCUACUGCCACUCCAACGACAGCAACGAGUUCUGGAGCGCGCUGGUCGAGAAGGCCUACGCCAAGGUGUACGGCUGCUACGAGGCGCUGGACGGGGGGAACACGGCGGACGCUCUGGUGGACUUCACGGGCGGCGUGUCGGAGCCCGUGGACCUGCUCGAGGGGCAGAUGGCCACGGACGAAGCCGCCAGGAACCAGCUGUUCGAGCGAGUCCUGAAGGUCCACAACAGGGACGGGCUCAUCAGCUGCUCCAUCAGGGCGACCACCAUCGAGGACAUGGAGGCGCGUCUGGACUGCGGCCUGGUCAAAGGUCACGCCUACGCCGUGACCGACGUGAGGAAGGUCCGUCUGGGACACGGGCUCCUCGCCUUCUUCAAGUCCGAGAAGCUCCACAUGAUCCGCAUGAGGAACCCCUGGGGCGAGAAGGAGUGGAGCGGGCCCUGGAGCGACAGCUCAGAAGAAUGGAACAAAGUGAGCAAGAGCGAGAGGGAGAAGCUGGGAGUGACCGUGCAGGACGACGGAGAAUUCUGGAUGACGUUUGACGACUUCUGCCAGUACUUCACCGACCUGAUCCUGUGUCGCCUCAUCAACACGUCCUACCUGAGCAUCCACAAGACCUGGGAGGAGGAGGUGAUGAGGGGCUCCUGGACCCACCGCCAGGACCCGCUCCGCAACCGGGCCGGAGGCUGCAUCAACCACAAGGCCACCUUCCUCCAGAACCCACAGUACGUGUUCGAUGUGAAGAAGGUGGAGGACGAGGUGCUCAUCUGUUUACAGCAGAAGGAGAAGAGAGCCACGCCCAAAGAGGGAAAGUCCGAGAACCUGGCCAUCGGCUUCGACAUCCACCGGGUGGAGCUGAACAGGAAGUACCGUAUGCACAGCGCGCAGCAGAAGGUCGCCGGCUCCAUCUACAUAAACUCUCGCUGCGUGUUCCUCAGGAAGGAGCUGAAGGAAGGACGCUACGUCAUCAUCCCCACGACCUUCGACCCCGGACAGCAGGGAGACUUCCUGCUGCGCGUCUUCACUGAUGUGCCUUCAGACUGCAAAGAGUUGUCUCUGGACGAGCCUCCUCAGACUUGUUGGACGGGGAUGUGUGGGUUUCCUCAGCUCGUGACUCAGGUCCAUGUGCUGAGUGCAGAAGGACUCCAGGGACCAGACUCCAACGGAGCCCUGGACCCGUACGUGAUCAUCUCGUGUGAGGGCGAGCGGGUUCGGUCUCCGGUGCAGAGGGACACACGCUGCCCAAACUUCGACGUCAAAGGAAUCUUCUAUCGCAAAAAACCCAAGGAGGCCAUCCACAUCGAGAUCUAUAACCGUAACAUAAUCAUGGACACGUUCCUGGGGCAGGUGGUCGUCCUGAGCGACCCCAACGAGCGGCAGGAGCAGCACAGCCUGCACCUGCGCGACAGGGGCAACCGACAGGAGAGCGACCUGCCGGGGACGCUGACGGUGCGCCUCUGCACGUCCACCACGCUCACCAACAUCUGACACCACC
This is a messenger RNA of Boleophthalmus pectinirostris (great blue-spotted mudskipper), 1936 nucleotides long. RefSeq names its product calpain 5b (gene capn5b). The transcript is spliced from 12 exons. The coding region runs from base 1 to 1929 and encodes 642 amino acids. Gene Ontology annotation, cellular component: cytoplasm. Lineage: Eukaryota; Metazoa; Chordata; Actinopteri; Gobiiformes; Gobiidae. Gene Ontology annotation, molecular function: calcium-dependent cysteine-type endopeptidase activity. The record is from RefSeq and is a predicted model, not a curated record. Gene Ontology annotation, biological process: proteolysis.